AUGGGGAAUCUGAGCCAGCCCUCUGAAUUUGUCUUCUUGGGCUUCUCCUCUUUGGGUGAGCUGCAGGUUCUUCUGUAUGGACCCUUUCUUGUGCUGUAUCUUCUCGCCUUCCUGGGGAACACUAUCAUCAUAGUCAUGGUCAUAGCUGACACACAUCUACAUACUCCCAUGUACUUCUUUCUGGGAAACUUUUCUCUGUUGGAGAUCUUGGUGACCAUGACUACAGUGCCUAGAAUGCUCUCAGACCUGCUGGUCCCACAAAAAGUCAUUUCCUUCAGUGGCUGCAUGGCCCAGUUCUACUUCUACUUCUCCCUGGGUUCCACCUCCUUCCUCAUCCUGUCAGACAUGGCCCUUGACCGCUUUGUGGCCAUCUGCCACCCUCUACGCUAUGGCACUUUGAUGAGCUGGUCUGUGUGUGUCAGGCUGGCUGGGGUUGCCUGGGCAGCUCCUUUCCUAGCCAUGGUACCCACUGUCCUCUCCCGAGUUCACCUUAAUUAUUGCCACGGCAAUGUCAUAAACCACUUCUUCUGUGACAAUGCACCUCUACUCAAGUUGUCCUGCUCUGACACACGCCUGCUGGAAUUAUGGGACUUCGUGAUGGCCUUGGCCUUUGUCCUCAGCUCCUUCCUGGUGACCCUCUUCUCCUAUGGCUACAUCGUGACCACUGUCCUGAGGAUACCCUCUGCCAGCAGCCGCCACAGGGCUUUCUCCACAUGUGGAUCUCACCUCACUCUGGUCUUCAUCGGCUAUAGUAGCACCAUCUUUCUGUAUGUUCGGCAUGGCAAAGCACACUCUGUGGAUGUCAAUAGGAUAGUAGCCUUGGUGACGUCAGUCUUCACCCCCUUCCUCAAUCCUUUCAUCCUGACUUUCCGCAAUGAGACAGUCAAAGCAGUGCCGGGACAGAUGCAGAGGCUGAAAGGCUUUCACAAGGCACUGUGA
Molecule: messenger RNA, 939 nt
Organism: Tupaia belangeri chinensis (Chinese tree shrew)
Lineage: Eukaryota; Metazoa; Chordata; Mammalia; Scandentia; Tupaiidae
Product: olfactory receptor 6V1
Biological process (GO): G protein-coupled receptor signaling pathway
Cellular component (GO): membrane
Molecular function (GO): olfactory receptor activity; G protein-coupled receptor activity
Source: RefSeq, a predicted model, not a curated record